AUGCAGCUAAGGAAUGUGCUAGAAACGGCCCGCUUCCGAGGCGACGCUAAUCUUACACAGGGGGGGUUGUCGUAUGCGGCACAGGCCAAGACGAAACUACGAUACUCGAAAAUUCAACGAUGGCGAUAUGUUGACCUCGCUAUGAUUGACGGUGCUCUUAGCAAACUUCAUUACCUCUUCUUCACUCAAUUGUUAAGCAUGGCUUCUUGGGACAACCGUAUCGUCACUAACGAGCACCUGCUCCCUUACGUCAACUCCAACACCGCGCCGCCAGACAUCAAGGCUGCUCUGCAAACUCUACCAUUCGAAAGGAACAUCUUCAAGCUCCUCGCCAACAGCAAUGUUUUCUUCAAACCAUUCAUGACUCUCCUGUCCUCCAGCUGGAGCGAGAACCGAAAGAUUCUCCCUUCUGAAUGGCAAACCACUGUUCUGCGUACAGCAGCCACCCUUGAUGCCCCUUACGAGUGGGACGUCAACGAGCCUGUUGCUCGCGUCCUCGGUCUUACUGAUGAACAAUUCGCGGCCCUUCGCAAUACUAAAGAACCAUUGCCAGAGAGCCUGUUUACUCCGCGUCAGCGCUUGAUCGCUCGUAUUGUUGAAGAGCUCAGUCGCCAACCUCGGGUCAGCAAGGAUAUCAUGGAUGAGGCUUUGAAGGCUUUCAGUCAUGAGGAAAUUACUGAGAUUUUCUUCCUCAAUGGUAUUUACGGUUUCUUGGCCCGGUUUAUGAAUAGUGCUAGGAUAGAUUUUGAUGAGCCUAUUCCUGGCUUGUUGGACAUUCUAAGCAAGUAUAAUGCGUCCGCCAUUGAGCGAGAGAAGCAGGCGAAGAAGUAG
Fusarium subglutinans is the source of this 831-nucleotide messenger RNA. RefSeq lists its product as uncharacterized. The coding region runs from base 1 to 831 and encodes 276 amino acids. NCBI's taxonomy places the organism in Eukaryota, Fungi, Ascomycota, Sordariomycetes, Hypocreales, Nectriaceae. The record is from RefSeq and is a predicted model, not a curated record. The transcript is spliced from 4 exons.